CCCAUGGCACAGUAAGGUCUAAGCCGUAACAGCUGUUACUUGCAGUCUUUAACGUAAUACAAUUUUCACUGUGAAUUAACUAAGAGAAAUCAUCAGCUCUAAUGACGCUUCGAGAAUCAGUACGAAAACUAUAGUGGGUCACAAUAUAAUCUCCGAGAGAUAUCGAUUUCGCACUUAGUGAUUCUGUUUAUUGUUUUACCCUGUUUUCGUAGGAUUUUUGGUUAGAUUCAGUGGCUUAAGUGAUAAAAAUCGAUAGCAGAUUGGCAGUUCCUUCAAGGACAUUAUUGUGACGUCAGAAGUCUACUUGUCUCCGGCUACCCAAGCGUAAAAGAUGGCUGGAGGAGGUGAUCCCAAAUGGCAGAAAGAUGCUGGAGAUCAAAAUUUCGACUACAUGUUCAAAUUGCUGAUUAUUGGGAACAGUUCUGUUGGGAAGACUAGUUUUCUAUUUCGCUACGCGGACGACUCGUUUACAUCAGCGUUUGUGUCUACUGUGGGCAUUGAUUUCAAGGUCAAAACGGUGUUCCGACACGACAAACGUGUUAAACUUCAAAUAUGGGACACAGCAGGUCAAGAGCGCUACCGUACAAUUACAACUGCAUACUACCGUGGAGCGAUGGGCUUUAUACUCAUGUAUGACAUCACUAACGAAGAAAGCUUCAACAGUGUACAGGACUGGGUGACGCAGAUAAAGACUUACUCGUGGGAUAAUGCUCAAGUCAUUCUGGUCGGCAACAAAUGUGAUAUGGAGGAAGAGCGCGUCAUCAGCCAAGAACGUGGCAAGCAGCUCGCUGACCAACUCGGCGUCGAGUUUUAUGAAACGAGCGCUAAGGAGAAUGUUAAUGUCAAGACCGUGUUCGAGCGACUAGUAGACAUUAUCUGUGACAAGAUGUCGGAGAGCUUGGAUUCGGAACCACAGAACAUGUUGGCUGGUGGAGCUCGAGGCCAGAAGCUUUCAGAGCAGCCCCAAGGAAACAACAAUCCUAAUUGUAACUGUUAAUACUACUAAACAAAACCUCUCAUUCCUGCCUUGAAAAUACUGGAAUUGAUAACAAAAUUAUUCACUUAAUCCUCCGCAAACUUUCGUCCAGUAUCUUCAAGGGUUAUUUUUAUAAAAAUUAUUUUUUAUAUUUCAUUAAACACCUUUACGUUAAUUUUAGGUUAGUUUAAAAUUGAGUAUUAGCUUAGAUCUUAAGUAGCUAUUAUUGAUUGGAGCUGGAGUAGGGAUCUGAUACUUGUGUAUUUAAUAUGUUUUAUUGUAAGAUGUUUGCAAUUUUCAAUAUAACCGUGCUUCGCGUUUUAUUUGCAUCGACAACGAGUAUGUAUAUGUUAAAUGCGCGAGUGACUUGGCCAUCGGACCAAAGUUCCAAAGAAAUCGGCGCAAAGUAUUUUUAGAAGUAAUUUAAAAGUUGAAGGCGUUUAAACAUAUUUUUGCGUAGAUCUUUGCGCGCUAUAGUAGAAAUUGCCACACAGCGACACUCGUAUAAAUAUCGCAGCCAACAUUAAUAUAUGCAGCAAGCUUAAUUAGCCGUUUAAUCAACAACUUAGACUCUUACAGCCCUGUUUAACAUCAGUUGAUCAAACUGCUAAGAAAUUGACAUGGAUCGAUUACGAUUUAUUACUUAAUUUCAAUUAAGUCUCUCUCAAACUUGAAUACGAAACUUUUCAAACUGUCAAUAUGACGUCAGCAAACCACAAGUUUGAUAGAGUUUUCCUUUAGUGAAAAUCAACAAGUACAAUGGAAAAGUACAGUGACAGUAAUAGCUGUGACUGACUCAAUUUAAUUUAUAAAGAAAUAUUUUUUAUUUCGGAUGUUUCAUCUUUUUUAUUUAUUUAUCGUAUGAAUGGUAUGCAUUAGCCAGUCAGUUUAUCAAACUGCUGAAUAUCUUUCAAGCCGCUAGUUAAACGGCGCUGUUUAGUUAAAACGCUAGGCAGUCAAUUGAACGGUUUUUAAGUUAGUUGGCUCCGACAUAAAUAUCACAUGGGUGAUUUGUAAAUAUGUUUCUUGGUGUAUAAAAAUUAAUGUAUAGCGUACGUAUAAAUCUGUUUGUAUUCUUGUUAUCUGCUAAGUAAUGUUAUUUAUAGGUUUUAUGUGGCAGUAAUCAUAUAUCUAUAUGAACUUUUAACUGCUUAAUUAAUGUGUAUGAAGCACAUUAGAAUUAUCUGUUCUAGAAGACAUAGACAAUACUAUUUAUAUCAAUUUCUGUUGAAAUCUGUGCACAUAACGUAAUCUAUUGCUAAGUAGGUUCAUUAGUUUUUAAAUUUCUGUAGUUCGUAAGACACUUUUUUUUUAAAUAUUGUUAGUAAAAUGUAAUCAAAGUUUAGAAUUUUAUUUAUAGGCGUUGAGUGUUUGUAUUCAAAUUGUUGUUCAUAAUAAAUGUUUAUUUGAAUUGGCUCUAAGAUAAUACAAGAACCAGACCAUUUUGUGUCAA
Molecule: messenger RNA, 2429 nt
Organism: Pieris rapae (cabbage white)
Lineage: Eukaryota; Metazoa; Arthropoda; Insecta; Lepidoptera; Pieridae
Gene: Rab3
Product: ras-related protein Rab-3
Exons: 6
Coding region: 332-997 (221 amino acids)
Biological process (GO): protein secretion; regulation of exocytosis; protein localization to plasma membrane
Cellular component (GO): synaptic vesicle; plasma membrane; endosome
Molecular function (GO): GTP binding; GTPase activity
Source: RefSeq, a predicted model, not a curated record